Molecule: messenger RNA, 1072 nt
Organism: Drosophila gunungcola (fruit fly)
Lineage: Eukaryota; Metazoa; Arthropoda; Insecta; Diptera; Drosophilidae
Product: UDP-glucuronosyltransferase 2B19-like
Molecular function (GO): UDP-glycosyltransferase activity
Source: RefSeq, a predicted model, not a curated record
AUGUGGGUGGUGUAUGAGUUGGGUGUGGUGUCCAGUCCCGCGAAACAGUCCCUAGGCAUUUAUUCACGGGAUGGUUCGGGAAGUCGUGGUUCAUUGCAGUACUCGCGUAAAGUUAAGGACGUGAUCAAUAUCGUUGUCAUCUCCAUUAUAGUAUGUUAUGCUGAAAAAGCAUUUAAGGGCCCACAUCCCUACGACUUGUCGCGCAAUGUGAGCUUUAUUUUGCAGAAUGGACAUGCAGUUCUGUCUUAUCCCAGAGCCUUUAAUCCAAAUGUGGCAGAGGUGGCUUGCAUCUGUAAGGCUGCUAAAAAACUUCCCAGGAACCUCGAGGAAUUCGUCGGUGCAUCCGGAGUCUCGGGAUUCAUUUAUGUUUCCAUGGGAUCUUCGGUAAAGGCUGUCACUCAUGGAGGUUUGCUAAGCAUGUUUGAAACGGUGUUUCACGGGGUGCCCGUCGUCACAAUGCCGGUGUUUUGCGAUCACGAUGUCAAUUCAGCUAAGGCCGAGCUCGAUGGUUAUGCCAUUAAACUAGAUCUUCAGACACUUUCGAUCAAUCAGCUUUACAAGGCUAUUAUGAAAGUGAUUCAUGAUCCGCGCUACAAAAAUGCAGCUCGGUACCGCCAAAAAUUCUUGCUCAACCAGCGCCUAACAGUCCUAAACACAGCGAUUUACUGGACGGAGUAUGUGCUGCAGCACGAUGGAAUGACGUGAGUUUAUGGAGAUUUCUCCAAUGUAACCAUGUUUAUAUAUUUUCUCUGUUCUGCAGUUUAUUUCCAUUUACAAUUUCGAUGAUGACUUGCCUGUUGUUGAAAGUGGAGCGUUGUUAUAAAGCCAAAGGAAUAAAUUUGAAUAUGCCUCUAAUGAUCACGAAGUUGCCUUGAGUGCCGACUUGACUGGUUGAAGAUAAGAUUCGUUAAACUCCGCGGAUUUAAAAUUCGUUCCAUCAUCAGAAACUACCUCUGGGGCACUACAAACUUCGCAAAUAUAUCAUCCAGUAAUGCGCUGGUAGAUGAUGUUGUGAUCGCACAUCCUUUAAAUUUAAUGUUGCUAGUCCGGUGACACUAAUCACAAAGCUAUG